AUGGCUGCUCUGGCUUCCAAAACCCAGAGCCAGAAGAUCUUUGAGAAGUUAAGGACGAAGCAGGCGAACAGGACAUGCUUUGACUGUGGGCAAAAUAACCCUACGUGGACCUCAGUACCCUUCGGCAUCUACUUGUGCCUCGACUGCUCUUCGAAUCACCGCAACUUGGGUGUCCACAUCUCCUUUGUGCGCUCCACAAAUCUUGACCGUACGUCCAAGUAUGCGCUCUCAAAACGGACAUCGCUGACCUAUCUAUUAGAAUGGCAAUGGGAUCAACUACGGAUAAUGAAAGUAGGCGGCAAUGAAUCCGCUACCAAGUACUUCCAGUCCAAUGGCGGAACUGCCGCUUUGAACAGCAAAGAUCCUAAGACUAAAUAUACCUCGAACGCGGCUACGAAAUACAAGGACGAGUUGAAGCGACGGGCAGUGAGAGAUGCGACUGAAUAUCCUGGCGAGGUGGUAAUCACAGACGUAAUGAGCAAUGGACCUACCGAUGGCAGUUCCACGCCUGCGGGCAACGCUGAAGACGAUUUCUUUUCCUCCUGGGACAAGCCUUCUAUCAAACGACCAACUCCCCCUAUUUCUCGAACAGCCACACCUCCUGUUGUGGGCCGAACCCCGUCCCCAUUCCUGAAUGCUGGAUCUAAUGGUAACGGCGCCGGUAAUGGUAUUGCAAGAAGUGCUUCACCUCUCGCGAACUCUGAAUCCAAACCUCCAGCAGCCAGUAGGACUACAUCUUCUGCAGCAUUGCGCAAGGGCGCUGCAGCUGGAUCCGGCCCACGCAAAGCCAACGUUUUGGGAGCGAAGAAGACGAAAUUGGGUGCAAAGAAGGUUACAACAGAUGUCAUCGAUUUUGAUGCCGCAGAGCGCAAGGCCAAGGAAGAGGCCGAGAGAAUUGCAAAAUUGGGCUACGAUCCAGACGCCGAAGACGCGGAGUCGAAGAAACCUGCCACUGUCACCAAGACGUCCGAUCUCCCUAAGAUCGCAUCGCCAACUCCAGUUAGCCCGGGCAGAGCUGGAUACGGAUCAGGAAAUCAACACCAGCGUUCUAGCAGUGAAGUGGAGCGAUUGGGAAUGGGUAUGGGCAGACUUGGGUUUGGACAAAUUGGAGGAGGGAAAGCCGCAGCUGCACCAAAGAAGAUGGGUGGCUUUGGAUCAGUUGGACCUAUCAAGGCCACACAAGAAGACGAGGAUGAGAAGUAUGCUCGACAAAAGUUCGGUACCCAGAAGGGUAUAUCAUCAGAUGAAUUCUUCGGCAAAGGCGCCUUCGAUCCUAAUGCGCAAUCCGAAGCCAAGUCAAGACUACAAGGAUUUGAGGGCGCCCAAUCUAUCUCUUCAAACGCAUAUUUCGGACGUGAAGAUGAGCCAGAUGGCGGAGAGGAAUAUGGAGAUUUGGAGACGGCUGCAAAGGACUUUGUGAGGAAGUUUGGGGUCACUGCUGGCGAUGAUUUGGAUAACCUGACUCAGGUUUUGGGCGAGGGCGCAACUAAGCUGCAGGGUGCGAUCAGGAGCUACCUCAAUGGCUAG
Molecule: messenger RNA, 1527 nt
Organism: Lachnellula hyalina
Lineage: Eukaryota; Fungi; Ascomycota; Leotiomycetes; Helotiales; Lachnaceae
Gene: glo3
Product: ADP-ribosylation factor GTPase-activating protein
Exons: 4
Coding region: 1-1527 (508 amino acids)
Biological process (GO): COPI coating of Golgi vesicle
Molecular function (GO): GTPase activator activity
Source: RefSeq, a predicted model, not a curated record